Messenger RNA from Nerophis lumbriciformis (worm pipefish), 1434 nucleotides. NCBI's taxonomy places the organism in Eukaryota, Metazoa, Chordata, Actinopteri, Syngnathiformes, Syngnathidae. The record is from RefSeq and is a predicted model, not a curated record.
AUGUGUGCGCAGAAGUUGAGCAAAUCGCAGACAAUCACCCUCCGGCGGAAUCUCAUCGGGCCUUCAUGUAAAAUCUUCUUCAGCGAUGACCCCAUUAAAAUGGUGCGGGCCAGGGGUCAGUACAUGUAUGACGAGAAGGGCCGACGCUACUUGGACUGUAUCAACAACGUGGCUCAUGUGGGUCACUGCCACCCUGACGUGGUGCAGGCCGGCGCGCGUCAAAUGGGAGAGCUCAACACCAACUCGCGCUUCCUGCACGACAACUUGGUGCUGUACGCCCAGAGGCUGCAGGCCACGCUACCCAGCCAGCUGUCGGUCUUCUAUUUCGUCAAUUCUGGAUCGGAGGCCAACGACCUGGCGCUCCGCCUCGCCCGCCAGUACUCGGGUAGCGAAGAUAUCAUCACCUUGGACAACGCCUAUCACGGCCACGUGACGUCUCUUAUCGAAAUCAGCCCCUACAAGUUGCACCACCUGUCCGACGCGUCGCUGCAACCUUAUGUCCACGUGGCCCCGAGCCCGGACGUGUACCGAGGCAAAUACAAACGCGACCACCCGGAUCCGGCCAAAGCGUACGCAGACGAAGUGCGGGAUAUCAUCAAGCGAGUGCAGAGUAACGGACGCAAGAUAGCCGCGUUUAUCGCCGAGUCAUUGCAGAGUUGCGGCGGGCAGGUCAUCCCCCCCGCCGGCUACUUCCAGCAAGUGGCCGAGCACGUCCGCGAAGCGGGAGGAUUGUUCAUCGCCGACGAAGUUCAGGUGGGCUUCGGCCGAGUCGGCACUCACUUCUGGGCCUUCCAGCUGCAGGGUGACGACUUUGUCCCCGACAUCGUCACCAUGGGAAAACCCAUCGGCAACGGGCACCCAAUGUCGUGCGUGGUCACCAGCAGGAAAGUCGCUGAGGCCUUCAUGUCGUCGGGGAUGGAGUAUUUCAACACGUUCGGAGGUAACCCGGUGUCAUGCGCCAUCGGCCUGGCUGUCCUGGACGUGAUCGCCAAGGAAGACCUGCAGGGUCAAGCGUUGCGGGUCGGAGGGUACUUGACGUCCCUGCUGGAAAAGCAAAAAGAGAAACACCCUUUGAUCGGUGACAUCAGAGGUUGUGGCUUGUUCGUGGGCGUGGAACUGGUGAGGGACAGAUCAAAGCUGACCCCGGCUACCGCAGAGGCGCAAGAGGUCAUAUAUCGGUUGAAGGAACAGCUUAUUCUGCUGAGCGCCGACGGCCCGCAUCGCAACGUGCUGAAGUUCAAACCCCCCAUGUGCUUCAGCGCUGAGGACGCAGACUUUGUGGUGGACAAAAUGGAUGCCAUCUUCACAGAAAUUGAAGCAGCAACAGGUUUAAAAACUGCCAGCGUUAAAAAUGGAGACACUGACGUCAAUACAACAAAGGUGGAGCUGGAUAAACACACGUCCAAUCAUCUUUGUGAUGUCAAGGCUUCGUGA